AGAAACAUGAUCUUAGUCGUUUGGUAUUCGACCCAAUGACAGGAAAGCUUUUCGUUAAAAAGCCUAAUAUAAAGGAGGAUAACACAAGCGUUAUUUCUUUCGCCCAGCCACGGUUUUUUGGUGGCUCCUUCAUCGCACCAUCAGAGAAAGACAAAAUCGUAAUAACUCCUGAGUCCUACGAUAAGAAAAGAGUUUCUGUCACAACAAUGCACAUCUCUUGUAAAUCCGACAUGUAUAAUCCAAGCCACAACUAUGGCGGAGUCAUUGUUUAUCAAUACGACGGCAAGUCAGAAUGGAGAACCGCCAACAACACUCACUGCAAGUCUGGCUAUAUCGUCAUUCAAGCCACAGAUAAAGAAGACGUUAGAAAAUGGGAGAAUGAGCCUGGUGUUGUUCACGGAGCUGUUUAUAGAAAUGCCUUCGGUGAAUCUGUAAAUGACGCGGAAGUCGUUGGCGAAGGAUUUGCAAUGCAAAAUGGAGACUUUAAAAUGUAUUCAAGCGUCUUCAACAAUCCAUCUGGCAGUGCCUAUCAUGAUCAUCGUAGAAGGAUGCACGAAUUAUCAGAGCAUUGCGUCAGAAAGAUUGUGGAGUAUUGGAAGACCGCUGGUCCUUGUUGGGUCAGACAAAGAAAUUUUGAAGUUAAAGAAUUACUCAAGGAUUUCGACUUUGAUUCACUGUAUUAAGGUUACAAACGCUACUUAGGUGCCUGUAAAAAACUGCUUAUCUGUAGUUUAAAGUACAAUGCUUGCACAAUUGUCUAUAUAUACAAUCUAAAUGCCUGCGCAAAUGCACAAUCAUGUAUGUAUAUUGUCCAAACGUAUAGUCCAUAUUACCAAUAAUGUAUUUUAGCCUGACCAACUUUUCGUUCCCGCCCACACGCACCCUACUACUGUGCGCCCCUGAAGACAAUAUUGUUACAAAGAAUUGACCGUGUGAAAAUUCUCGAAAAACAUUAGCUGCUGAACUCGUAAACGUAAUAUUUAGAUUCGUGUAAAUACAGAUUAAUGAUGAAACUCAUUCGUGAUUUUCGCAGCAUCGCAUACAUCACUGAUCCAUUAGCUCAAUAUCUAAAUAUCUAUAAUUUAACAAUUACGACUACGUCUCGACAAGAAAUAACUAGUGAUAAACCUAUUUAUUUAUUAC
Dendronephthya gigantea is the source of this 1143-nucleotide messenger RNA. RefSeq lists its product as uncharacterized. The coding region runs from base 36 to 683 and encodes 215 amino acids. The transcript has a single exon. The record is from RefSeq and is a predicted model, not a curated record. Lineage: Eukaryota; Metazoa; Cnidaria; Anthozoa; Malacalcyonacea; Nephtheidae.